Messenger RNA from Carassius gibelio (silver crucian carp), 1817 nucleotides. Its product is annotated as SH3 domain-binding glutamic acid-rich-like protein 2. The transcript is spliced from 4 exons. Lineage: Eukaryota; Metazoa; Chordata; Actinopteri; Cypriniformes; Cyprinidae. Gene Ontology annotation, cellular component: cytoplasm. Bases 186 to 503 code for a protein of 105 amino acids. The record is from RefSeq and is a predicted model, not a curated record.
GCGCUCCCGGGUGAAGUACACUGAUGGAGCGCGAGCGGCUUUAUCAUAGAACACCGGGCGCGCGCACACACUUUCAUUUCAAAGGGUGGCGUUGACGUCACCGCAUAUCCAAAGAAGUCUAUAGAAAGGGAGAUCGCAACAUUUCCAAGCCUUCAGUCUUCCGCGAGAGGGCAAGGACGAUUAAGAUGGUCAUCAGAGUGUUUAUUGCGUCCUCCUCCGGGUCUGUCGCGGUGAAGAAACGUCAGCAGGCCAUCGUGGGCUUUCUGGAGGCCAACCGGAUCAGCUUCGAGGAGGUGGACAUCACCAUGCUGGAGGAUCAGAGGCUCUGGAUGUACCAGAACAUUCCUGAGGAGAAACGACCUGAAAAGGGCAAUCCUCUCCCCCCUCAGAUCUUCAAUGGAGACCACUACUGCGGUGAUUAUGAAGAUUUCUUCCAGUCUAAAGAGACGAACACAGUGUUCUCGUUCCUCCGUUUGCCCCCUGUAAAGGACUCUGAAUCCUAGAGCGUGUCAUUGACAGUUCCCUCGACUGAAACACUGUGCUUUUUCCUCUCUUUUUCCUGUGAUGUAACUUUCGUUUCCCGGGCUGAAGCCCUCACUGCCAGCAAUGCUUUUGCCAAACACACUCUGCCCUCCAGCUAACAAACUUCUCCUUAUUCAAACACACACAUACACAGGGUGAAUAAUGUUUUAUAUGGCCUAGUUAAUUAUUUAUAUGCGUUGCUGUUCUGUUUCAUUUGUUGUACAUGUGUUGCAUGAAAAACCUAUUCUGCUUUUUAUAAAGUGAUACAGAGAUAGAAAGUGAACUUAAUGUCUGUGUGCAUAGGACUUCUAUUGUUAAUCUAGACAAAGAGAAUAAUAAGCAUGCAAGGUUGCAUGUACACGUCUCUUGUAAGUUGUUCUUUGUUUACAUUUCCAAAAGGAAAUGUAGGGAACCAGCAGAAGAAUUCAGAAUAAUGUUGUCUUUCCGCAGACUUUGAUCCAUUUGUAAAAAAGAAGUUCAGACCAAAAGCCAAAACAGCCUCAAAACAGGAAAUAGAAUCCUGACCUGAAUUAAGAGCUCAGUGGAACAGCGCUGAUCUGAGCUCAGUUUUUCCACGACACAUAAUGGCUCUUUAAAGCUUUUCUGAGUGUAAAACUGGUCCUGAAUCAGUAUUUAAACACUGUAUGCUCUAUUACUGGAAUUUCACAUCCCAUUCCUAAAGCCUUUUGUUCCUUCUACUGAAAAACAUGCUUAAGAACUCAUAUCUUGUUCAAUCUUUUCCUCUUUAAUUGUGUGUUUUUCUUCUCAGGGGUAUGUUAGCAUGUAGCAUGUAGCACACUGUGAUGCCUCAACUUUCAGCUCACCCAUUUAUGUAGCUUAUGUAGUGACUUACAUUAUAAAACGCUGGGGAAAAUAGUUGGUUUUACUCACAAAGUUGGUUUUGUAGAACAUAUUUAAUGUUUACAGACAGUCUAUUCUAGAUUUUUUCCUCCCAAACAAUACAGAAACACUUCUAAACCUACAUUCUCUGCCAUUUUCAUGUACUGUUCAUUGUGAUAUGUGCUUCUUGUCCACUCCUCCCUCCCAUUCAUUAAAUGAUUCCACAUGAAUAAUCAUGUAUGUUUUCACACACAUACACACACACACACACCAUUCUCAGGACACAAUUAUGUUUUACGUAUGUCUCACACAAACACACACAUAUACACACAUUCUGUAAAAUGCAAUCAUUCCUUUCUGUACUGAUGUAUGUAUGAAGUUACUGUUGUUUGCUUUCAUAAUUGAAAUGAAUAAUUAAAAAAUCUCAUUUUUAAUAAAGUAUAUUCAAAAACUGC